UUUUCCUUUGUUUCAGAAUCACACAAUGAUGCACAGUGGUGCGUUCUAUUCGCACUACCUGUUGCGGCCACCACCUUCAUCAUUGCUAGCAGUAUAUCUGAUUAAGUUAUCCGCCAGUAACUGCUGUCGUCAUCGAAAAUCUGCGGUUCCUUGGAAGUCUAUUUUGCCAUCAUUGUCACUACAGACGAAAAAGUCUGCAUUAAUCGAGAGGAAAUUCAGCACGGAAUUGUUACGACUGUUGUCGCAAAUAUUUUCGCAGCACAAGCAGCAGCACGCAUUGAAUUAUAAAAUUCUGUAUAGACCAGACGGAUUGGUAUCACGGGAUUGCUGCUAGAGAGCAAGUACUAAGGCAAGUCAGAAAUAUUCUGUGCGAAUCGAGAUUACUGCUACAAUAUUAGAAUUAUUACUAGUUAAGAAGAUAGCAUAGUAAAACCUAGCCAGGUUUUUGGCGAAAGCCAUGUAUUCCGAAAGUAUAUCGGAAUUGGACACGAUAGCUAAUGUGAUCGGUCUGCGAGGUGUGGGUACUAGUACGUUGACUAAGUUCGUGGAUAUGUGGUACCACGUCUUUCUGUGGGCUUUGUUUUCGUCGAUUAUCAUUCAUACUGGUGCAGCGGUGAUUGCAUUCAUAACGUUGCGUAAGCACAAGUUCGGGCGAUUUUUCUCAAUUUUUAUUCUGGUAAUGGGUGUAGUUUCACCGGUUACCGGUGGUACUGUUAGCAGUGCCACCAUAGCCUUUGUACAUAGAGCCUCGAAUCUGCCGAUGUCGCCUAUUUUGGCCAUGGUGUACGGAGUUGGUCAAACAAUCCUAUCCGCUUGCCUGGGCUUUACGAGAGUACUGGCGACACUGUAAAUGCAUAUAUCUCUUCUUGUGUGGUUAGUGUUUUUAGGCACUUAGGUACCCACAGACUCACACAUGCAACAAACACACAUCUAAAUUAUUGUACUAGUAGAAAUUCUAAAUAGAGCAGAAACAACAUUGACAAAAUGUUGGUCAUUUUACGAUAGGCCAGGUUUUUAUCAAAAUGCGGAAGAGAAGAAGAAAAAAAAACAAACACACCUAGACUCCUCCACUCGGAGGGCAACUAGCCAACGGCCAUAGACGAUACAGAAAAAGCAAAAAAAAGUGUCUGGCAAGUUCAGGCAGAUAUGGUAAUCUGGUAAGACUAAACUGAGUGCUGCUAAAAACUAGUAUGACAGAUAAUGGGAAGGCAACAAAGCGAUAAUAAAGAGGAUGCAAAAACAGCAAAAAAGAUCAGUGAUAUACACCUAAUUAAACCUAAUUACUAGUGAAACAUUGAAUGGGAUAAACACACCUAGUUAAAGGAAUAAAACGCCACUAUAACGAAAACCAUAAAUGUACUACCAUCAUUAUCAACUUUAUCAUAUGACAAAACGGAAUUCAAAUACCGUGCUUACACAUUGCUAUUCAUUUGAUUUAUUGUUUAAGUUUUUAUUGCUUGCCUAUUGUAUCAUCAAUACUCGUAAGAAUUAGCCUGCCUCCCAAGCGUUUAUCGUCCAGCAUAUCUAUAAUAUCAGCAAAGCAAUGGGAAGCAGUUAUUUAUUUGAUAAUUUCAUAAUUACAGUCUGCGUCUGUCUCUUUCUCUGUUCCCCUCUCAUAAACACACGCACGUUCGCCCAAAAUUGCACUUUUUAGUUCAUGUUUCAUGAUAUCCUUAUUGUAGAAAAAAACUAGAAGAGAUAAGUUGUGUAAAUUUUUCUCGCACCACACCUGGCAGAAAAGCUUGUAUGUAUAUUUUGUUCUAAUCUUAUUCUUCCGAAUAAGGUAAUGUAAAAUAAAAUAGGAAUGUAUAUCUUAAUUGCGCUAGGCAAAACGUGGGAAUCGAUAGUAUGGUUCAGUUCAAGCGUUUGUAACAAGAGAAUAUCACAGGAGAACAAAGGAAGAGAUGGUAUAAACAUUGGGUUUAAGCUAACGUCAAAUUCUCUCUAAAUAUAAAGUAAUCAAGAUACAUUAAGAGAAAAUGAAAUACAACAACCGCAAAACAAGAAAAAACUCCUUCGAAAAGCUUAGAAUGGAGCCGGUUUUAAUCGUAAUAAAUGAACGAAUGGAUAAAUGAACCAUCAAAGUCAAUAAAUCAAUAGUAAGUUUGA
Molecule: messenger RNA, 2109 nt
Organism: Wyeomyia smithii (pitcher-plant mosquito)
Lineage: Eukaryota; Metazoa; Arthropoda; Insecta; Diptera; Culicidae
Product: transmembrane protein 170A
Exons: 1
Coding region: 458-850 (130 amino acids)
Source: RefSeq, a predicted model, not a curated record